Molecule: messenger RNA, 3337 nt
Organism: Dendroctonus ponderosae (mountain pine beetle)
Lineage: Eukaryota; Metazoa; Arthropoda; Insecta; Coleoptera; Curculionidae
Product: ER degradation-enhancing alpha-mannosidase-like protein 3
Exons: 13
Coding region: 1-2526 (841 amino acids)
Biological process (GO): carbohydrate metabolic process; endoplasmic reticulum mannose trimming; mannose trimming involved in glycoprotein ERAD pathway
Cellular component (GO): endoplasmic reticulum; membrane
Molecular function (GO): mannosyl-oligosaccharide 1,2-alpha-mannosidase activity; calcium ion binding
Source: RefSeq, a predicted model, not a curated record
AUGGGCAGCACCCAUGGAGCGAUUAGUCCGACGCAAAUAAUAGAUCUGCGUGAAACAUGCACUGCUUGUGCAGGGUCAAUGAUUCUGGAAAUGGCAGCCCUUUCCAGGCUCACUGGGGAACCGAUUUUCGAAGCAAAAGCACAGAAAGCUAUGGAUGAAUUGUGGAAAUUGCGCCAUCGUAGUUCAGACUUGAUGGGCACAGUUCUCAAUGUUCAUUCAGGCGACUGGGUAAGAAAAGAUGCGGGCGUGGGAGCUGGAAUCGAUUCUUAUUACGAGUACUGCCUUAAAGCCUACAUCCUGUUGGGUGACAACAAAUAUUUGAACCGUUUUAAUAGGCACUACAGCGCCAUUAUGAAAUACAUAUCGCAAGGACCGAUGUUACUGGAUGUGCAUAUGCACCGACCGCAUACCACUUCAAGAAACUUUAUGGACGCUUUACUCGCUUUCUGGCCAGGUUUGCAAGUUCUAAAAGGCGACAUCAAACCUGCAGUUGAGACGCAUGAAAUGCUUUAUCAAGUCAUGCAAAGACAUAAAUUUAUUCCUGAAGCCUUCACUACUGAUUUUCAAGUUCAUUGGGGUAACCAUCCUUUAAGACCCGAAUUUCUUGAAUCCACCUAUUUUUUGUACAGUGCUACGGGGGAUCCUUAUUACUUGGAUGUGGGUAAAAAUGCCUUGAAAAGCCUUCAAAAGUAUGCAAGAGUGCCUUGUGGUUACGCGGCUGUGAAUGAUGUUAGAACUGGGAAACAAGAAGAUAGAAUGGACUCAUUUGUACUGACAGAAACAUUCAAAUACUUAUAUCUACUCUUCGCUGAUAAAGAGGAUAUUCCAGUUAAUUUGGAUGAAUUUAUAUUUACCACUGAAGGCCACUUAUUGCCCCUGGCUUUAUCAGGACAUGGUACAAAUGCUACUAGAAUUGGAUCAGAUUUGGAAAUUGAAAAUUCUGAAUUUGCUAUGUCUUGUCCCAAUACACUGUCGCUAUUUCCUGACGCUGUUCGAAAACCUUUGAAACACAUGGUAGAUGGAAUGUGUCCUAGAAGAAAAAAUAAACGAAGGUUGACGGCAAGUGAAUUCUCAGCGGCUGAUAUCAACCACUUAAAAAUGCUGAAAGAAAUGGGGAUUAAUAUCAUAGCUUUAGGAGAUGGCAGAGUUCAAUUAUUGCAUACACCUGCGGUGGCAAAAUCUCCGCUUGAUGCAGAAGAAGGGCUUAUGUUUAUGCAAGAGAUGGCAGAGUUGUCUAAAGUGCAGGCUCAGCAACCAGAACCCAUACCUCAAAUAGUUUCAUUUCCUCUCAACGAUGAAACAACGGGAGGAAAAACUGCUAUAAUUACGGCACAAGUUGGACCAGCGCAAUUUGGGGAAGUGUUGAAAGGCAAUAAAAUAUUGAAGUCCAAAGCACUCACGUUGGUGCCGUUUAAUGGAUGCAGCGAUUUGGAUGAAGCACAGGGAUCGGUUUUAGCUCUAGGGCUCAUUGCGAUUAUAGAAAGAGGAGACUGCAUGUUUGUGGAUAAAGUACGCAGAGCACAGAAGUUUGGAGCUAUUGCGGCAAUAGUAGUAGAUAAUGUCCCUGGAAGUAGCUCAGAAAAUUCCCCUUUAUUUUCAAUGUCAGGAGACGGUACUGAUGACGUUAAAAUUCCCUCAGUCUUUAUGUUUUCUGUAGAUGCUCAGAAGCUGCUUAAAGCGUUGCGUUUGAAUCCGCUAACGGAAAUUACUUUGAAAGAAGUGGACGAUGUCAACAGGCUAGAAACUGAAGAGAGCAUGUUUCACAAAUUGAAGGUGUCGGUCCAAGAAUUCCUAAACAAACAUACAGGCAUAGCCAUAGGAGGCAUUGAAAGAGUAGUUGAAGACAGUGGAUUUAAGGCAUACAUUGGUACAGACAAAAUUCGAAUCACUUUGGAGAAUCAAAAAGUUGUAGAUGCUCCUAUGUUUAAAGAUAAAGAAACAAGUCCCAGUUGGUCACAGAGCAUAAAACAAGUCCUAAACUCACUUCAUCAAUCUGAGAAUAAGGAGAUUUUCUUACCUCUGACUAUGUUGAAACUUUACUACAGAUCAAGAACAAGCGAUGUGUUUGAGAAUGACCCUGCUGAGCAAGCUAAAUGGUUAUUAAGUGAAUUAUCCAAGCAUUAUUAUUCUCGAGACGACGAUUCUUUAAUUAAAGCAACACCAACUAGUCAGACGUCAAUUUUAGCUGAUGUGGAACAGUUAACCAAAAGCAAAACUGUAGAAGCUGAAAAGGGCGAUAAGAACAUUCACCCUGAUUCAACAAAGUCAAGUAAAAUUAUACAAAUUCUUGAACGUUCUAAACAGUUAGAAAAAUUGUCGAUUUUAAUGGAGAACAUAGAUCGAUUGCAAAUGUCACAGAGCGAGGACCUACUGAAUGUUCUUUAUAAACUUAAAAGCUCUGAUGACUUGAUACCAAGCAAAGAGCGCGAUCAAUUAAAAAGCGAUACCAAAAUUCAUACAAACCGAAUUCAGGUGGAUGAAGAAAUUGACAAUUCAAAUGUUAAACAUGUUCCAGGUGAAUUAUGACGUUAUUGAAUAAAUUUAGGAUUUUCCAAUUAAAUUGCAUUGAGAGAGAUAUAAGGCUCAACUCACAUCAUCAUUAAUAACAUGAGUUUCCUGUGUAUUUCCAGUACAGAAUCAAACAGCUUAUUAAUAACAUCAGUAUGUAAAAGUAAGUAUUAUUCGUUCAUCAAUUAAAACAAGUUAUUUUACUUCCUCUAUACCGAGCCAACUGUCUUUCUGACGAGAAUGUUUGAAGAAUAAUUUUAUUGGAUUUUAUAUAUUAAAAAGUAUAAAGUUGUAUAAAAAUAUCGAAUUUACCUUCUUUAUUACCUGGUUAAAUCAGUCUGGCCACAAAAGCAAUUUACUUACAAGCAUCUUUGGAUAACGAACAUCACACGUCGUAAACGGCUAGGUGUUUGUUCACUAUCUUAAUGCAUUUGAUUCGCGGUCACAGAAUGCAAUGCUGAUUUAUUUCAAUUAUUUAGGCCUUGUUUCUUCUUCGCAUAGAUUUACUGUCAAGAAAUCUGUAAAUGUUUCGAUUUUGAUGGUUAAAACGACGACUAGAUUACUUAGUUAUUUAAUUGAUAUAGUUUGAAGUAAAAUAUGUGAUCACUAUAAAUAACCGUUUGAAAACAGCGUUGUUAAAACAAGUAUUCAUAUAUUAUUUCCAUUAUUAUAAUACAGAAAAAUUUAAUUAAUUUUCCGAAAUUGUUUGUGGAUAAACGAAUUAUUAAUUUUAUUUUUGGUGUACAAAAUAUGUAUAAACUGUGAAAUAUUUUUAUAUGUAGAUUUCAAAAGAACUGUUAUUGUGUAAAUAAAAAUUUAUUACUUUAUA